AUGGAUUAUAAGAAUUCGACAAGCGGAACCUAUUAUAGUUUGGAAGUGUUGACGGAAAUAUUCAAAAAUGAAGACGUCUCAUUGACCAUCCAGUCAUACCCGGAAGAAGUCACAAGACGCGCAGAUGAUGAAAUUCAAAUGCUGUUGCAGAACUUUGCACGAGUUUCAAAGAAGUAUGAAAACACCCGAAUGUUCGACGAACAUAACACACAACUGCUGUUCAAGUAUAAGCUGCUGUCAGAUUAUUACGCCCUGAUGUACAUUUACGCCUCAAAAAAUCUGCACAGCUACAAGGCGUACCGCAGGAACCUGAUUGACGAGAUCGCAGCGAACUACAACGGCUACUACGAUUUCAUACCCGAAAGCGUUAUCAAUAACCUUUCAGACGUCGAGUUAUCGCAUAUUAGAGAACGCUGCGCUAAGAUUCGAAGUAGUCUCAGAAUAGUUGAUGACGGGAAGUUCAGCUUAAUAGCAAUCUUGAAAGACAUUGUCUGUGACGACAUUUGCGUUCCAAACUCUACAAACCUCAAGUUUUACCAGAAAAACACACAGAUGGUUGUUCCAAGUCACAUGGUAGAAAUUCUUAAACCGUGCCAGUGGAUCAAAAUACUUAAAGUUAAUAUAUAG
Messenger RNA from Theileria annulata, 627 nucleotides. RefSeq lists its product as uncharacterized. Lineage: Eukaryota; Apicomplexa; Aconoidasida; Piroplasmida; Theileriidae. Bases 1 to 627 code for a protein of 208 amino acids. The transcript has a single exon. The record is from RefSeq and is a predicted model, not a curated record.